Dovyalis caffra is the source of this 1692-nucleotide messenger RNA. The record is from the annotation of a GenBank genome assembly. Lineage: Eukaryota; Viridiplantae; Streptophyta; Magnoliopsida; Malpighiales; Salicaceae.
AUGCCAUCAUUAAUAUCACCGCGGUUGCUCUUUCUUCUUGGAGACUCAUUACCCUUUAAGAAAUUAUCUUGUGGUUCUAGCUCAGCUUUAUGUCAACAUAGUGUGCGGUUUUUCAGUCGUGUUGACCGGGACAAACAUGCAUCUCUUACUCUUGCAAAUCUUGGAUUUAGUACCGAGAUUGAAAUGAGUUCCAAAAAUAAAAGAAAUAAACCCCAGAAUGUGAAAGUGACUUAUCCUGUUGAAGCAUCGAAAAGUAGAGGGAAGGCAGUUGCAAGCAACAAAACUAGAGCUGUUAGAGUGAAAAACCCGCUUGAAAUAGAGUCGGCUCCAUUUGCUGCAAAGUCAUUUUCUGAGCUUGGCCUUCCACCUCCGUUAAUAGAAAGGUUAGAAAGGGAAGGCUUUAAUGUUCCAACUGAUGUUCAAUCUGUAGCAAUCCCAACUAUUCUCAAGAAUCAUGAUGUUGUCAUACAAUCGUACACUGGGUCGGGGAAAACACUGGCAUAUGCACUUCCCAUACUGUCUGAAGUUGGACCUCUGAAGAAUAAAUCUUCAAGUGGUGAUAAAGAAACUGGAAAGAAAACAGAGAUAGAAGCAGUGAUUGUGGCUCCGUCUAGAGAGCUAGGUAUGCAAAUAGUGAGAGAGGUUGAGAAGCUGUUAGGACCUGAUAACAAAAAAGUGGUUCAACAACUUGUAGGAGGUGCAAAUCGGUCAAGACAGGAAGAAGCUUUAAGAAAAAACAAGCCAUCCAUUGUUGUGGGUACACCUGGCAGGAUAGCUGAAAUUAGUGCAGCUGGUAAACUUCAUACCCACGGUUGUCGUUAUUUGGUCUUAGAUGAAGUUGACGAGCUUCUUUCAUUUAACUUCCGGGAGGACAUGCACCGGAUAUUGGAACACGUAGGGAGGAGAUCAGGUGCAGACCCUCGAGGACAAAGCAGUCUGCUUGCAAGACGGCCUGGUCGUCAGACUAUCAUGGUAUCUGCAACAGUGCCAUUUUCUGUCAUAAGGGCUGCUAGGAGCUGGGCAUGUGAUCCACUUCUUGUCCAAGCAAAAAGUGUUGUUCCACUUGAAUCUCUUUCUCCUGGAAAUGUUAAUCUGUCCAGGCCUACAUCUAAUUCAAGCUCAGACUCAAAUUUGCAGCCUCAGGCAACGGUACAGAGCCUUCCUCCGGCAUUGAAACACUAUUAUUGCAUCACAAGGUUGCAGCAUAAGGUUGAUACUUUGAGAAGAUGUGUUCAUGCACUGGAUGCGCAAUCCGUGAUAGCCUUCAUGAACAAUACAAGGCAACUAAAAGAUGCUGUCUUCAAACUAGAGGCUCGCGGGAUGAGAGCUGCAGAGCUCCAUGGGGAUCUUGGCAAGCUUGGUAGGUCAACAAUUCUAAAGAAAUUUAAAGGUGGGGACGUGAGAGUUCUCGUAACAAAUGAACUUGCAGCAAGGGGUUUGGAUGUUCCGGAAUGUGAUCUUGUUGUCAAUCUUGGCUUGCCUACAGAUUCAAUUCAUUAUGCACAUCGAGCUGGCAGGACUGGCCGGCUUGGUAGGAAGGGCACUGUGGUUACAAUUUGUGAGGAGCCAGAAGUUUUUGUUGUGAAGAAACUGCAGAAGCAGCUCGGGGUCCCUAUUCCUGCUUGCGAGUUUACAGAUGGCAAGCUUGUUGUCACCGAAGAAGAGGAGAAGCAUGCAGAGGCUAUAAGGUGA